AUGGCAGAUCUUCCUCUCUUAAAUUUGAUUGGUGAUAAACCUCUUUUGAUGAAAAAGGAGGUUAGGAUUCCAUCAAUGCCGAAAACAGAAAGAAUUUUCAGAAAACCUCGAAAACAAAAAGAUAAAUCAAAUAUUCCUGAACCUGUAAAGCGCAGAAGAUACUCUUUCUCACAUUUACACAUCGUAGAAGAGAAAAUAACAAAUCAAAGAAGAAAAUCAAUUGGAAGUUUUUCGACAUUUUUUAGUUAUCUCCCUAAACCUGUCGAUAAUAGUACAACUCUUGCAACUAAAAGUGCAGAAACAUUCUUAUAUGAAAGUUUAUACCGUUUAAUCAUGCAACAUAUGCCUUUCGUUCGUCAAAUUUCUGAUUUUAUUUUCAGUCAGCUUAUUGGUAAAGGAGGAUUCGGUCAAGUAUGGCUUGCGAACGAUCUUAAGACAGGAAAACUUGUUGCAAUCAAAGAACUUUUCGCAGAAAAACUUGUCGGCAAAAAUCUUGUUAAUUUCGUUCGAGAAGUUGUUACAAUGGCAAAAUCUCAUAAUAGAUUUAUCCUACCAUUCGUUGGAUUUACCGUUGAUAAGCCUUACUCUAUUAUUACAGAAUAUAUGCCAAAUAGUGCUUUGAACAUUCAUCUUUUCAAAGAACUCAACUCCAAAGUUCCAGUAUUUUCAGGAACUCAUCUUACGAUGAUUGCAAUAGGAAUUAUUCAUGCAAUUCGUCAUCUUCACUCAAUUAAAAUUGUUCAUCGCGAUAUCAAGGCUGCAAACAUUCUUCUCGACCACCACUUCUUACCAAAGCUUUGCGACUUCGGUAUCUCGAGAAUUUGCAAACCAAGAAAAUUUAUGUCAGAUCAUGUCGGAACUCCUGCUUAUAUGGCUCCAGAAAUAUUAAAUACGAAUAACUACGAUUUCAAAGUCGAUAUUUAUUCAUACGGAAUGCUUCUUUUCCACAUGAUUGAGAAACGUAUUCCAUUUUCCAAAGUAGAUGUGAAUACUAUCUUCAACGACACAUCUAAAGGAAAAAGGCCAACAUUAACACGUAAGAAUUCCCAAUCAAUCAUUGAUUUGAUGAAUUUAUGUUGGAGCCAAAAUCCAAACGGCAGACCUUCUGCUGUUAAGAUAUACCAGAUGUUUGCAAGCGGACAAGUCGCUUUUGAAGGUACAGAUCCCGAAGUUAUCUCGAAAUUUACGACAAUGCUCGAUAACGAACAAGAAGCUAAAAAGAAGGCCGGAAAGACGAACGUUAACUUCCUUAUUACUAAGACUGAGCGUCAAAUUAUCAUGAAUCUUGAAAACAAACUUCGAUCAUCGAUAAAGAAAGAUCAGAUGAAAUUAACGCUCGGAUUUCCAAUCGAUGAAUUCCACUUUGAACAGGAUUUGGUUCUCUCCAGGAAUGAAGCCGAAAAACAGCCUACACAAGAAGAAUUGGACAAAGAAUUUCAGGAAAUCAAGGCAGAAAUACCACAAAUCGAUCAGAAAGUUCAACUUAGAGAUGUUAUCAAGAACUACAGAGAUCCAAACUUCAAAUCCACCGUUACAGAAAUAUUUAAUUCGAUUUCACCGGAAAAAUUCGAACCUGUCUACGUAGAACUUGCCAAAAUCAUCUCAGAAUGCAAUGAUGAGGAUAUAAUUAUCUUUAUUCUUGCAGGAUUCAACAAAUUGAUCCAAAGAAAUUCCAAAUUCAUCAAAACACUGAACAGAUACCACUUUUACUCCCUUAUCCCUGUUACUUCCGAUGAACUCAAGAAAUCUUCGCUCUAUUUGAUCGGAACAGUCUUCAGAGUUGAUCCAAGCGCUGUUGGCUCGACAAUGUUCAGAGCUUUAGGUACAUUGUUGAGAUCUAUGCCAAGACCAACACUUUACCUAUUCGCUUCCUUUAUUCCUAACUAUAGUAAGUGUAGUAAUCCAGAUCCAGUUUUGGAUUUCCUUCUUAACUACGCAAGAGAGUAUAUUAAUACUCAGAACGGAACACUAUUCCUCAAGAUAACUUACAUGCUCUCCCAAAUUGAGACUUUUUACAAAUACAGAAGAGAUGAAAUUUUGACAAUCAUUUCUGCUUACACUAGAUCACAAAUCCCUGUUACAUGUAAGAAGGCAUUUGUUGCUUACUAUCAUUUGAGGAAGAAUGAUGAUCCAAUUCCGUUUGAUGCGAUCAUAACAAGAUUAAAGUCGAAUGAUUGCAUAAAAGAAUGCAUCCAAUUGCUUUCUACAUGCAACAAUCCACCACAAAGUCGGUUGUUGUAUAAAACAAUUGGAGAUAAAUGCAAUAAUCCGGAUAUGGCGCUUGUUGUACUUAAAUAUGCAACAUUGAGUAAAGAAAACAAGUCAUUGAUUGCAAAGAUCACGAAAUGGAUGAAUUUCGCUAAUAGUUCAACUCUCAAAUUGUUCUUGUAUUUAUUCUCUCAUUAUAAUUUGAGAUACUACCUUUUGCAUGCAAGAUUGUUCCCUACAUUCCUUACCAAAUGCAUGACAAUGCUUCUUGAAGAAUCAUCCGCUUGUUUAGGACCAGUUUUACGUCGUGCAAAUUUGAAUCAGGAAUUUAUCAACAAUUUAGCGGAUUCUCUCUUCUUCGAUGCACUCUGCAACGCAUUAAAGAGCGCAUACCAAGCAAAGAACUCUAAAACAAUUAAAGGAGUUUUAUUAAUUUUGGAUACAUGCGCUCAAGCAGGAUAUGCACCACAAUUCAAUUUGUUCUUGGAUAUGAUGGCGCUUUUCCUCAAGACUAGCUCGGAAUUGACAAAGCCUGCUGCUUUAAUUUUUGUGACUUUGUCAUCUCAUAAAAAGAUGGCCGGACAUUUCAAGAAAUCACCUCCCCUUGUGAAAUAUUUCGAAGUUCUGCUUAAGAAUGAUUCAAUGAGCAAACCAGCUUCGAUUUUCCUUUCUAAUGUUAAGAAUUCUUAA
Messenger RNA from Trichomonas vaginalis G3, 2898 nucleotides. Its product is annotated as protein kinase protein. NCBI's taxonomy places the organism in Eukaryota, Parabasalia, Trichomonadida, Trichomonadidae. The record is from RefSeq and is a predicted model, not a curated record. Gene Ontology annotation, molecular function: ATP binding; protein kinase activity. Gene Ontology annotation, biological process: signal transduction; protein phosphorylation. The coding region runs from base 1 to 2898 and encodes 965 amino acids. The transcript has a single exon. Gene Ontology annotation, cellular component: cytoplasm.